CAAAUAAAUGAGAACAAGAUAUGGAGUAUGCGUUCUAGAAUCAAUGGACCUACAACGUGGAAUACAGAAAUCCAAUUUCAUUAUCAUAUUGUACGUAAGUGUGUGGUGGAUCUUGGCAUUGCUAAUUUAUUGAUCAAAAGCAGGGCAAAAAAAAGAAGAGAGAAAAGAGAGAAAAAGUAGAAUGGCAGAAUUUGUUGCAAAUGUGUUUCUGGAAACCCUUCGUGAUUUGCUGGUUGAAGAAACUAAGUUUCUCCUUAGUGUGAGCGGUGAUGUUGACAAAGUCAAAGCAGAUCUGAGAAGCAUCCAUGCCUUGUUGAUGAGAGCUGACAGAGAGAGACGCAAUUCUCCAUCUCUAAAGCUUUACAUUUCCCAACUCAGAGAUCUGGCGGAGAAAGCUGAGAAUCUGCUUGAAACGUAUGCGGUCGAAGUUCAAUCCAAAAGGGAAGGGCGGAAGAGCCUCAAGGAUAAAUUCAAAAGGUACAUUUGCAUCAUGUGUGAGUGCAUCAGUGUCCACGAGGUUGGGAAUGAGGCUCGUGACAUAAUAUCUGCCCUGGCCGACCUCACUAAAGAGUUAAAGUCAGAGUUGGAUCAACAAGGCUCAUCAUCUCAUUUGAAGCAGGAAGCUGAGCAGCAGCAUCUGUUGAGACAGACGUAUGCUCAUGAGGUUGAGCAUGAUUUUGUGGGCAUGGAGAAAGACAUCGAGCUUUUGGUCUCCAAGGUGAAGGAUGGUUCCAGAAGGAAACGAGUAGUAAAGAUAUAUGGGAUGGGUGGUCUCGGAAAAACUACUCUUGCCAGAAAGGUUUACAACCACACGGACCUCCAAUCUUAUGCCCGAGCAUGGGUUUGCAUCACCCAACAGUUUGAACAUAAGGCGGUUUUCGGAAAGAUUUUGAAACAACUUGAUAGCAAGGCAAAGAUCGAUGACUUGGAAGUUGAGGAUUUGGUGACAAGAAUUCAUAGUUUAUUGGUGGAGAGGAAAUGUGUGAUUGUGAUAGAUGAUAUAUGGGAAGAUGUUCAUUGGGAGAUCAUAAAGCAAGCUUUUCCGGUGAAUUGUAAUGUCAUUCUCACCACUCGCUCUCAGAAUAUUGCUAAUCAAGAAUCCGAACAUCACAUGUUGAAAUUUCUUACAGAAGAUGAAGGUUGGGCUUUACUUCAAAAAGUAGCAAAUUUAUAUCCAGAUUUAAAAACUUUAGAAGAUGUUGGAAGAGAAAUUGUAUCCAAGUGUGAAGGGUUACCACUAUCAAUUUGUGUUAUUGGAGGGAUUUUGCGCCCAAAAGAAUACGAUUUACCAGAAUGGAAAAAGGUAAAUGCGAACAUGGAAUUAUAUUUAAGGCGUGGAGAAGGUGUUGAAGAAUACAAAAGAGUAAAACAGGUGCUAGAGUUAAGCUAUGAUGCCUUGCCUUAUUACUUGAAGCCAUGCUUCCUCUAUUUAGCAUGUUUUCCCGAGGAUCACAACAUUGAUUUAGAGAGAUUGUAUCUAUUGUGGAUGGCGGAGGGCUUCAUUUCAUACCAAGAUAAAGGACCUAACGAGACUCUAAGAGAUGUGGCCCAAAGAUAUCUAACGGAAGAGGUGUAUGGUUCAACUCCAUAAAGCUAGUUACUACUCUCCACUUAACAAGUUGGAUGAGUGUGGGCUUCAUGAUUUGAUGCAUGAUCUCUGCUCUUCUAAAGCUGAAGCUGAAGAAGAAAAGUUUCUAAAGCACAUUGAUGCUUCUACAUAUCUGACCCUCGGAACAAGGUUAGUUAUACCUCCAUACAUUGGCAAUUCUAUACGCAGAUUAGCCAUCAGUUUUGACUUCGAGAGGGUAUCAAGUAUAGAUGGAUUGGGGGAAGUUAAAGGUCUUAGAUCUUUUAUGUUUAUCCAAAAGUCUUAUUACAUACCAGACAUUUGCUUCAAAGAGAAUACAAUUGACUUUAAGAUGUCACAAUACUUGAGGAUAUUUGUGGCAGACUGUAGUAGGUUUGAAGGGGAAAAGUUACCAAGCGAGGUAGGCGAACUAAUUCGUUUAAGAUACUUGAGUCUGAGGAAUUCUAAUGUGAGAGAGCUACCAAAAUCUGUAUGCAGCAUGCCAUACUUGCAGACGUUAGAUUUGCGAGUAUCAUACAAGGUUGUUAUAAGAUUGCCAAACGUGAUAUGGAAGAUGAAAAGACUAAAGCAUUUGUUUCUAAAAGACGACAUGAAAGUGAUCGGAGGAGAGAAACUAAGACUAGAUGGGCUACAAGAGUUGGAGAUAUUAGAAGAGAUCAGGAGUGAGACUUGUGGCAUUGCAGAUAUUCCCAAAUUGGUGAGUCUGCAGAGUCUACGUGUUAGAGUCUCUGAUGUGGAUAGCAUGUCAAUUGUAUUGAGCAACAAAAACAGCCAAUUACGUGACACUCGACUCUGUGUUAAUGGAUGUGAUCUAAGUUCGGAGAAAUAUAUGGAGGUUUUAAAUGAUGGGUUGAUGUCUCCUUCCUUGGUUACUUUGCAGAUGUGUAAAUGCGAUAUGAGCGGCAGUUUUCCAUCCUACAGACAAGGGAUGUGUCAGAAUUUAGUAAGCUUGGAACUCGAACAUUGCAAGGGUAUGAUAGUUGUGAUGGAGUUUGGCAGCUAUCCCAUGUUGCAAGAGCUAACUUUAAAAAACGUCAAGAUAGCAGAAACUUUAACUUUCCCUUCAAACUUAUUUCCACAACUCAAGCAUCUUAGAUUGUAUGAGUUGCAUGAUUUAAAGAAAUGGGAAAUGGAAGAAGGAGCAACGCCAAAACUUACUUCCUUUGCUAUCAUGGGGUGCCCCGAAUUGAAGAAGGUUCCAGAUGGUUUGAAAUUAUUAACCACUCUUCGACGGAUAACUGUCAUUAAUAUGCCAAGAGUAUUCACGGAGACAGUAAAUGAGGAAAAAUAUGGAUCAUUUGUCGAGAAGGACAUUUGUAUGGAUGACCUCUACGAACCAUAAGUGGUCGAUAAAAGAGGGUUGAAGCAAAGAUGAUAACUUUAUGGUCCAACAAAAGUUUGAUUCCUAGUGAAGGCUCUCUACACUUACUUAUUCGCAUUUAUUGGCUCAAUUGAUAGUAAAACGUUCUUGAUUUUGUUUAUGUACUCUCGUAUUAAUAAUAAGGAUCUUCAGCUCACCUCCCGACUCACCACGAACCAACACCGGAGCCACCUACAUCAGCUCCAAUGCAUCUGCUCUAUUUUAUGUCUUGUUAUCGAGUCGGUUAUUUAUUUUCAUCCGGAUUUUCUUUGUGGUUCUUUCCCGGAUCAUAUUAUAAGAGUCGAACCACAUAGCAUUAGGUCUGUUUUUCCAUAAUCAAAGAGUCUUGUUUUUUCCAUGUAUUAUUUCAAUUGAGCAAUAACAACUUUUGUCCAGUCUUGUAGUAUCAUAUAUCCUCAUGAUAUUCUACCAUUUUGUUUUCUUGUU
Molecule: messenger RNA, 3395 nt
Organism: Salvia hispanica
Lineage: Eukaryota; Viridiplantae; Streptophyta; Magnoliopsida; Lamiales; Lamiaceae
Source: RefSeq, a predicted model, not a curated record